Messenger RNA from Eptesicus fuscus (big brown bat), 2165 nucleotides. It is a transcript of the gene C6H5orf15, whose product is annotated as chromosome 6 C5orf15 homolog. The record is from RefSeq and is a predicted model, not a curated record. Bases 30 to 830 code for a protein of 266 amino acids. The transcript has 3 exons. NCBI's taxonomy places the organism in Eukaryota, Metazoa, Chordata, Mammalia, Chiroptera, Vespertilionidae.
UACCGCGCAGGUUCCGGGCUGAGUCCGUUAUGGCCGCUGUCGCCCUGAGGAGGAUGAGUGGGGCUGUGCAUGCGAAGCUGCCGCCCAGACCCGGCACUCAGGUCCCCGCGGGCUUGGAGCGGCCGCUGGUCCUGACGCUCCUGCUGGCGUGCGCCACAGUGACCAGUGCUCUACCACUGACUGAUUCACGGAACGAGACUGUACUCAUGAAAGAUGUUUCUACUCCAAAUAUAAGUGCUGUUUUAACACCUGAAGAACAAACCAAACCUUCUAUUUCCCAAAUCAGCACCACUCUCCCUCCCACAACUAGUACAGAGAAAAGUGGAAGGGCAUCUGUCCCCCCGCAUCCUUCACCUACUGCUACUCUGUCCCAAGAGGAAGCUGAUAACAAUGAAGAUCCUAGCAUAGAAGAGGAGGAUCUUCUCACACUGAAUAGUUCUCCGUCCACCGCCAAAGAUACUCUGGACAAUGGAGAUUACGGAGAACCAGACUAUGACUGGACCACCAACCCCAGGGAUGAUGAGUCCAGCGAGGCGUUGGAAGAAAAAAGGGGCUACAUGGAAAUUGAACAGUCAGUGAGAUCUUUUAAGACCCCAUCCUCAAAUAUAGAAGAGGAAGAUAGCCAUUUCUUUUUUCAUCUUAUUAUUUUUGCUUUUUGCAUUGCUGUUGUUUAUAUUACGUAUCACAACAAAAGGAAGAUUUUCCUUCUGGUUCAAAGCAGGAAAUGGCGUGAUGGUCUUUGUUCCAAAACGGUGGAAUAUCAUCGUCUAGACCAGAAUGUUAAUGAGGCAAUGCCUUCUCUGAAGAUUACCAAUGAUUAUAUUUUUUAAAGCAGUGUGAUUUGAGUUUGCUUAUUAUGUAAUAUUAUUUGCUUGACUUUUUAUAUAAUAUCGUGAAGAUUUUUGCCAUAGGCAAUUGAUAUUAAAUGAGAGGUGGGUCUCUCUCUAUUUUGCCUUGGUGCUUUGGAAAUUAAAUGUCACAAACAAGGAGUAUAUAAUUUUUUUAUCUACACUUUCAGAGGUGAAUUCAGUCAGGUGUCUAAAAUGUGGAGCUAAGCAUUACCUUUUAUUGUUUUAGAUUUCUUUAUUGUACUUCUGGAAGUAUUAGUGAUGCUACUUUUAAAAAAGAUCCAAAACUUGUAACUAAAUUCUAACAUACCUGGUACUAUUGAUUCAGAUUCUCUUCCUGCCAUCCAAAUACUUUUUUAAAAGCACAUUUCUUUGUGCUCCCAAACUGUAACCUACAAGGAUGUAUGUAAUAAUACAUACAUAGGUUUGCAUAUAGGUAACAUUUUUCUUCUCCAGGAAAAUUGCUUUGGAUAUUUUUGGAUAAUUUAAACAUAAUUUAAGAUAAUAAUAUUACUUAAUCUUACCACAAUUUUAGCUCAGUUAAUAAAUGUUUCUAGAAAUUCUGGCAAUAGAGACGCUGUAGUUUGCAGUGGACAUAGGUAACAUGUUACAGAGAUACCAUUUUUUGGUUAGAAUUCCUGAAUUAAAUUUAGAGGUAGAAAUUGUGGUAAAAUAAUAAAUACAUGUACAAUUGCUUUUAGUUAGCAAUUGAUUAUAGCACGGGUUCCUCCAAGCUUUCAAGCAGGGGGCAGAGUUUAAAAUUAUAUCAGAUUUUUUCAUAUUGUUUAUUUAGUAAGUUUGAAUAAAUUUUUGGGGCCAUUAUUGCUUAAGUAAUAUAUCUAGGCCUUUCAAAUUAAAAUUAAACCUGAAUGAAGUUGUAUACAUAAAGAGUAUAUGUGUACACUGAUUUUUCCUCCCACUGUAUUUUUUUUUAACCGCAACUGGAAACUAAUACUGUAUUUUAUUUUAGCCUAUCAUAAAGAAUUGAUCAAUGUGUAAAUAUGUGAUUUGAACCAUGGUUGACUUACAAGUGUCAAUACCAACUUUUUAGAACAUAUAACCCCUAAUGUACGUCAAACGCCCACUCACAAAGCCCCGGUGAGCGAGUGGGCCUGUGCUUUGUGUAGAGUUGGGAGGAGAAGGGCAGUCCAUCAUUUCUCUUGGUGGACAAUUUUACGGUCCUAAUCAGGAAGGGAAGCACAAUGGAAAUACACCUGCACUGUUUUAUUGCAGUAAUUUUUUUCAUAUCUGAAAUUGUAUUAUUUAAUAUUUUGAAUAAGAUUUUAAAAAAUAAAUGGCAAAGAUAUCAACCCAUAA